Molecule: messenger RNA, 1646 nt
Organism: Labeo rohita (rohu)
Lineage: Eukaryota; Metazoa; Chordata; Actinopteri; Cypriniformes; Cyprinidae
Gene: cndp1
Product: carnosine dipeptidase 1
Exons: 12
Coding region: 31-1509 (492 amino acids)
Biological process (GO): proteolysis
Cellular component (GO): cytosol
Molecular function (GO): metallodipeptidase activity
Source: RefSeq, a predicted model, not a curated record
UGGAAGCUCCUCGUACCAAAGUAUCUCGACAUGAUGAACUGCAUAAGUUUAGUCUGUCUUCUUCUGUGCACGGGAGUGUCUUCUUUCAGAUUUGAGGAGUUGACGCAAUACGUGAACAGCCAUGAGGAGGAAUUUAUUGAGACUCUGAGACAGUGGAUCGCUGUGGAGAGCGACUCCAGCGAUGUUACGAAGCGAUCUGACUUACACAGAAUGAUGGACAUGACGGCAGAGAAACUGCGUCUCAUUGGAGGAAGUGUGGAAAUGGUGGAUGUCGGGACACAGUCGCUGCCCAAUGGAAGCAGCAUUGCUCUGCCCAAAGUGGUCACAGCUCAGUUCGGCAGCGAUCCCAGUAAACGCACCGUCUGUGUGUACGGUCACGUGGACGUCCAGCCUGCCAAGAAAGAGGACGGAUGGGCAACAGAACCGUACGAGCUCACAGAUAUCGAUGGAAAUCUGUAUGGAAGAGGAGCAUCUGACAAUAAAGCACCAGUGUUGGCCUGGAUCCAUACGGUGGAGGUCUACAAAGCCCUGAACAUCGAUCUGCCGGUGAACGUUAAAUUCAUCAUCGAGGGAAUGGAGGAGACCGGCUCUAACGGCCUGGACGACAUGAUUGUGGCUCAGAAAGACUCGUUCUUCUCAGACGUGGAUUAUACCAUCAUCUCAGACUGCGUCUGGCUCAGCAAACGACCCGCGCUCACGUACGGGACCAGAGGAAACUGCUACUUCUUCGCCGAGGUCGAGGGGCCCAAGAAGGAUUUGCACUCCGGUGUUUACGGAGGAACAGUAAUCGAGCCGAUGACGGACCUGAUCGGCAUCUUAGACAAACUGAUCAGCCCCAGCGGGAAGAUCCUGAUCCCCGGCAUUAGAGAAGCAGUGGCGCAUCUGUCUGACGACGAGUGGAGGAUGUACCAAGACAUUCAGUUUGAUCUGGAGACCUACAAACAAGACGUCGGCAUGAGCCAACUCAUGUACACCAACAAGGUGGAUCUGCUCGCCCAUCGCUGGCGUCACCCGACCGUGUCGAUCCACGGCAUCGAGGGCGCCUUCUCCUCCUCUGGUACCAAGACUGUGAUUCCGGCUAAGGUCAUCGGCAAGUUCUCCAUUCGUCAGGUUCCCAACAUGGAUCCGGCCGUGGUGGAAAAGCAGGUGACGGAUUAUUUGCGCUCAGUGUUUGCAAAGCGCAACAGUCCCAACAAACUCAACGUCACCAUGGUCAUCGGAGCCAAACCCUGGCUGGCCGAUCCCAAACAUCCGCUGUACGAAGCCGGAAAAGCGGCGGUCAAGAGAGUGUUUGACGUGGAGCCGGAUCUGAUCCGUGAAGGAGGCACGAUUCCCAUCGCCAGAACCUUCCAGGACGUCACGGGGAAGAGCAUCAUCAUGCUGCCCAUCGGAGGCUUCGACGACGGCCUGCACUCACAGAACGAGAAGAUCAGCAGAUACAACUACAUCGAGGGAACCAAACUGUUCAUCGCCUACCUGCACGAAGUGUCUCAGAUCAAGAAGUACUGAUGUGGGAUCUGGAACAAACAAACAUCUCCAUUACUACUAACAAAUGCAUUUCUCUGAACUGAUGCAAAUUCUGACAAAGAUUUGUUGCUGGUGCAAAUUAAACAAGUGUUUUGCAAUGAAUGUGCAGUGCUUUUACA